Messenger RNA from Sinocyclocheilus grahami, 786 nucleotides. RefSeq names its product gastrula zinc finger protein XlCGF67.1-like. The coding region runs from base 274 to 786 and encodes 170 amino acids. Lineage: Eukaryota; Metazoa; Chordata; Actinopteri; Cypriniformes; Cyprinidae. The record is from RefSeq and is a predicted model, not a curated record. Gene Ontology annotation, cellular component: nucleus. Gene Ontology annotation, biological process: regulation of transcription by RNA polymerase II; embryo development. Gene Ontology annotation, molecular function: DNA-binding transcription factor activity, RNA polymerase II-specific; RNA polymerase II transcription regulatory region sequence-specific DNA binding. The transcript has 3 exons.
GUGACAUUAAUUUCAAAACAGUUAAAUAUCUGUGCAACCCAGCGUUUAUCCUUUUAAUUACAAUGCAUUUCCAAUAAAAAGACAAAAGCAGAUGUUUAACAGUUAAAACGCAUUGCAUUGCCGUGAUUUUGCAGAAAACAUACUGAUUUGUUCAUUGUUUAAAUGACUUGGCAGCUCUGGACCUCGUAUCUCAGCAGAGAUCUGGACCUUCAGUGAAGCGUGUCCCUCAUGAUCUGGGAUUAUAUAAAGCAGGAAUAACUAUAAUAAUCUAGCAUGGAGUUUGUCAGAGUGCUGAUUGGGGACACGAGCGAUCCAGAACCAUUCAAGAUAUUAAAGGAUGACCCCGAGGAACACACAGACCUGGUGGAGGUGAAGGAGGAAAGUCAAGAGCUGAAUGAAGUAGAGGAGAAACAUCCGUUCGAGGAGCCUCGUGCAGUCAUAACCAGUGAGAAAUCCUCCAGUCGCACACAGACUGAAAAUAAAAGCACGCAGAAAACAGCGCUCAUCUGUUCUCACUGCGGAAAGAGUUUUAGACAGAGAGGACACCUUGACGAUCACAUAAGGACUCACACCGGAGAGAAGCCUUACGCGUGCCUUCACUGCGGGAAGAGCUUCACGCAUAAAGGAAACCUUAAGGAUCACAUGAGGAUUCACUCGGGAGAGAGACGGUUCGCGUGUCAGCACUGCGGGAAGAGGUUCACGCAUAAAGCCAACCUCACGGAUCACAUCCGGAUCCACACGGGAGAGAAGCCGUUCUCCUGCGAUCAGUGCGGGAAGAUUAAUUAG